Archocentrus centrarchus (flier cichlid) is the source of this 4004-nucleotide messenger RNA. It is a transcript of the gene gpr137bb, whose product is annotated as G protein-coupled receptor 137Bb. Gene Ontology annotation, cellular component: lysosomal membrane. The transcript is spliced from 7 exons. The coding region runs from base 173 to 1372 and encodes 399 amino acids. Lineage: Eukaryota; Metazoa; Chordata; Actinopteri; Cichliformes; Cichlidae. Gene Ontology annotation, biological process: negative regulation of osteoclast differentiation; positive regulation of TORC1 signaling; negative regulation of bone resorption. The record is from RefSeq and is a predicted model, not a curated record.
UGUGAGACACGGUGUUUCUGUAGGAGAACUGAUGGAUGAAUAUGAAGGAUUCAUCUAACUAGCUGAGACCAGUUUCUUCUUCUUUUUCAGCCUGAGAAGGAAUCCUGCUGCCCCAUCUUUAACGCCUAGUGCAUCCCUCCCUCGCUUCCUCUGCUAUUGGAGCACUGAGGGGAUGAAUGGGGAGGUGAUGGAGGGGAACCCGGUGCAAGAGCAGCAGCAGCAGCAGAAUGCCGGUAACACCUCCCACCUCCCUCCUCCUCCAACCAUCACACCAGCCAUUCCACCCUAUGUGAAGUUGGGUCUGACCAUUGCCUACACCAUCUUCUACUCACUGCUCUUUGCCUUCGUGUAUGCCCAGCUCUGGCUGGUGCUGCGGUACCGGCACAAGCGCUUCAGCUACCAGACGGCCUUCCUUUUCCUAUGUCUGCUGUGGGCCGCCCUGCGCGCCCUUCUCUUCUCCUUCUACUUCAGAGACUGUGUGACUGCCAAUGCACUUGGACCCUUUGCCUUCUGGCUGCUGUACUGCUUCCCUGUCUGCCUACAGUUCUUCACACUCAGUCUCAUGAACCUCUACUGUGCACAGGUUUACUUUAAGGCAAAAUCCAAGUACACACCAGCACUGCUGAAGUACAGGCUUCCUCUGUACCUGCUCUUCCUUUGCAUCAGUCUGAUUUUUCUGGUGGUUAACUUGGUCUGUGCCCUUAUGGUUAAGAUGACUGCUGCCGACGUGAAGACCAUCGUCCUGGUGAGGGUGACGAUUAACGACAGCUUGUUCGUACUCUGCGCCAUCUCACUGUCCAUCUGCCUCUACAAGGUGGCCAAGAUGUCACUGGCCAACAUCUACCUGGAGUCAAAGGGGACAUCUGUGUGUCAGGUGACUCUGAUCGGCAUCAUGGUGGUGUUGUUGUACGCGUCUCGAGCCUGUUACAACCUGGUGGUGCUCGCCCUCACUGACAUUGAGACUAUCAACUCCUUUGACUAUGACUGGUACAACGUCUCCGACCAGGCAGACUUGCGGUCCUCACUUGGGGACGCCGGUUACAUCGUGUUUGGGGUGAUUCUGUUCGUCUGGGAGCUGCUGCCCACCUCCCUGGUUGUGUUCUUCUUCAGAGUCAGACGGCCCCCUCAGGAUAGGAGCACCACUGGAAUCCCUAACCAUGUUCUGUCCUCCAGAGGAUAUUUCUUUGACAAUCCUCGGCGGUAUGACAGUGAUGACGACCUGGCAUGGAGCAUCCCCCCCCAGAAUGCCUCAGCGAGUCUUUCUUCGGACUGCUACGACUGGGGCAGCCGCCACAGCAGCUUCACUGUGCACACCAACAACGACGAACAGCGUCUGACCACUGCCGCCGGGGAGCUCCACCCUUACCCAUGACCCCUGCGGCUCACUUGUACAGCAUCACUCUGUACUGUGACACUGAUAUCACAUCGUGUUUGUUAUCAUCACUCACGUAAAGCUUUGUGGAGUCACUGUAGAAAAUGUAGACAAUAAAUAAGAAUGUUUGACAGGGUUCCUACUUGAAUCAGUUUUUCUCAGCUCUCUGAUGCUGUGAAUAACACAGUUAUUAUUAUCUGUCCUCAGGGCAGGCGCACUUUAAAAUAAGUUGGUACCACCUGACUUUAAGGUUCCCCAGCUAAUUUCAGAAAACAGCCCUACAAUAUCCAGUUUUUAGCUGUAAACAAAUAAUUACAUUUUUUCAUUAUGACUUCAAACUCCAUUCAUUAUUUGUCUGGUAACUCACCUUCAAGUUGAGUUAAGAAAGGAUGUUAAAGGACUUUUUACUGACCUGAUGAGAAACUGCAUUCAGCACGUCACCACUGAGAGGUAAAAAUACUUCUAAACGUGCAUCCACAGAAGUCUUAGUCAUUUAACUCACACUGUGCAGGAAGCCUGACUCAGAAUGGUGUUGCUUUGAAGAGAGUGUGAACAUGACGUGAUGAAUGUUUUAAGGAGUAUUUCAAUGACGAUUAUUCAGGUAGUGAGUUCAUUUUGAAAUAGUUCAUCCUUUUAUGAAGUCCAGCUUCUUUUCAUUUAGUCAUGUAAAGAGUUCCAUCAUGAUGCUGCAGACUCAGGUCCAGCUCUCCUGCUGCAACAACACAGGUCACUCGAUGACAAAGCAGAGUCAGCUGCCACGUGUAGGAAAUCCAUGUUGUUGUUUUGUAAAAUAUGGAGGCAUGGAAGUGUUAAACGGGAAAGCAGUGAGGACUGAGGCAUCAUGUUGGUACACUCGGAUUACUAACGGAGACAGAAUCCUGAAGCUAAACCCAGUCUCAGUCUCUUCAACAGUAUUUUAUGUUUUUUAUUGUAAAUUUGUGAGUGAGUUUUUGGAUGAAAAAAAACUAAAAGCAGUUUUUAAACAAAUACAAAUCAGAACCAUUAGAAGAGCUGCAUCAGUGAUCCAGUCCCCACACACUGAAUUAGUUCCACAUAUCAGCAUAACAUUAGCAAUGAGAAUCUCUCCAAAUGUGCUGGUUAAGUGAUGAUGUAAUAACCUGCCGGCGGUCCAAACAUCUGCUUCAUCUGCAGCUUUAAAGAAAAAAAAACUGCUUCAGUAAACAAUUUCUCUCGAGCCAAAUAAGAUCUCGGUAUGGACUCAAGGAUUAGGACCAGGACUUCAUCCACCACGCAGCAGCAUACCAAUUCAACCCGCAUCCCACAUCAGCACCAAGUUGGUAGAUCAGGUGUGUUGCUGCUCAGUCAGACAGUCUGGAGGGCUCGAGGGUUAAAAUGAUGUUUGAUGGCUGAACAAAAUUUGGGAUCAGUUUGGCAGUUUUCCCAUUUUAUAGGUUAAUUUGAAACAAAACCCAAGAGCACAUGUAUUCCACCCAAUCAGAUGUCACGCCCUUAAAGAUAAUCAUCCUCACUUCACAGUGGACCAUCCUUUUGUGCACUCGGUCCACUCAAACUUUUGUUUGUGGUCUACAGCUAUCUUUUGUCAGAUAGGAGAGAGAAGACAUUGCCAAAGCGGGCCAUCUACCCACCUAUAGUCAGGAUAAUGCCAUGAUUUGAAGGACCAUACUGAAACACUCCUGCAGUUAAAGCUUUCAGUCAUCCUGUACUUAAAUAACAAUCUUAAAUACAUCUAAAUAUACACUAUAUAGGUGGGUUGUGUGUGUGCACACAACCCACCUGAGUGCAGUGAAACUGUGUCUGUAAAAUGGAGCAAUGAUUGUUAAUUAGGUUGCUUUUAAGUGAUAGACAGCAACUGUUUGUGGUCCAAAACCUGUCAAUACUGCACAAGUGUUUGCCUUCUUCUCUCCCUCUCUCUGUUGAUUCAAGAAUUGUUUGUGUGUAAUCAGGUGCCACUGUGGUGCUUUGUUUCUGAAUAUGAGGCAGUAAAGUGGCGCAUGUGUGUGUGUGUGUGUGUCUUUGCUGACCUGAAAGAGUCAGCAUUUAGAGCAGACAUGGGGAUAAUGUGAGAGCUAUUCUGACUGACUGUGUUUCAUUUGUUUCCUGCACUGUUCUGAAGCCUGACCCUUCAAGGAUGGAGGAUGUACUGGUUUGCUUUAAUACUGUACAACAUCUCCAUACUGUACACACUGUUCUGUCAUUAAGUGACAUUUUGGUGUAUUCAGAGUCUUCAGUGUUGACGGUUGCUUUGGAUGGUUAACUGGUUAUAGGAGAUAUUUAUGAAAGCAAUAAUCCUUGACAAACUCCUCCUGAAGCCUUUUUUUAAAAAUUAAUUUUCUGACUUUGAGAAAACUGUGAAGAAGUCAGACAUUUGGGAAAGGUAUCGAUUUCAUCCACAGCCUGUAAAUAUCAGACAGUCACUCUCUGUGUUUAUAUCCAUGUCUUCAAGUCAUUUCACUUUGGGGUGAGGCUUCAUCACUUUCUGAAUAAUCAAAAGUGUAACUUUUUUUUAAAUGUUUUGCCAAAUAUUAGAUUAAAAGUUAAAAAAGUGAAAGGAAAAAACCCACAUGUAACAGUCAGUGAGGACCAUCAGUGGGUUCUGCUUUAAACUCUAUAUUUCUAACAGAUUUGUUGGUUUUCCAAGUUCUUUGUACAG